Molecule: messenger RNA, 1423 nt
Organism: Arachis duranensis
Lineage: Eukaryota; Viridiplantae; Streptophyta; Magnoliopsida; Fabales; Fabaceae
Exons: 10
Coding region: 182-1144 (320 amino acids)
Molecular function (GO): RNA-DNA hybrid ribonuclease activity; nucleic acid binding
Source: RefSeq, a predicted model, not a curated record
UGAAACUUUGGCUUAUUGGCUGUUCAAACUUUUCUCACUACCCAGACCAAAAAAAAAAAACCUUCUCUCACUACCUACUGGCUCUCAUUGUAAUCAAUUAGCAGUAAUCACGUCCUUUUCCACUGUCAGUGAAGACUGAAGAGUGUGGUGGUUGUUCAUAUCGUUUUGUUUCUUCAUUCCAAUGGCUGAAGAAAAGGACGCCUUCUAUGUUGUGAAGAAAGGGGGUGUUGUUGGCAUCUACAAGUCUCUCAAGGACAUUCAACCUCUCAUUGCAUCUUCUUCGGUGUCUGAUGAUCCUGUAAGCAUUUUGAAAGGGUAUUGUUUAACUAAGAAAGCUGAAGAGUUCCUUGUAUCAAAUGGGCUUAAGGGAGCCCCUUAUUCUAUAAGUGCUACUAAUUUGAAUGAAGAGCUUUUUGGAAGACUUGUUGCUUGUCCUUAUCAGGAUCCAUGUGCAUCUGGAGGAAGGUCUCUAGGUGUGAGUUCCUCAUCGAAGUUAUUGCAAGGAGCCUUUCAAUCUGAUACUAGUAAAUUUUCUGGGUCAUCUUUACAUUCAACAAAUUCUCAGAGGCAAGUUCCAUUAGGUGGGUCAUCUUUCGGUUUAACAAGUUCUCAGAGGCAACUUACACCAGAGGUAUCUCCUUUAGUUUCAACAAAUUCUCAGAGGCAACUCGCACUGGGUGGAUCCCAAGCUCAGUUGUCUAAUUCUCUUUCUUGCACCCUUGAGUUCGAUGGUGCUUCUAAAGGAAAUCCUGGACCAGCUGGUGCAGGAGCUAUACUUCGUGCUGCAGAUGGGAGCAAGGUCUAUCGAAUACGUGAAGGAGUAGGUACUCAGACGAAUAAUGUUGCUGAAUAUCGAGCUUUACUUUUAGGAUUGAAACAGGCCCUUCAGAAAGGAUAUCGGCACAUUCAAAUCCGAGGAGAUUCCUUACUUGUCUGCAAGCAGGUAAACGGUGAGUGGAAACAAAAAAAUCAGAAUAUGGCUAUGUUAUGUGCUCAGGUCAACCAGCUGAAGGCGAACUUUCUGUCAUUCCAAAUCAACCAUGUUCUUAGGGAGAAAAACUCUGAAGCUGAUGCUCAAGCAAACCUGGCCAUAAAUCUCAGAGCUGGUCAAGUUGAAGAAGAUUGUGAAGAUCUCAGACGUUAAUGAAAAUUUAGUUGGAAGUUGUAGCUAAGGAAACACAUAAAAUCCAGAAACUUAUAAGUAUAUAUUUAUGUUAAAUAUGUUAUGUGGAAUUUCUUGGUAGUUGUGGCAUAUUAAGCAUACCAAGAAACCUUACAUGGGACAAAAUGUGAUCAUGAACAUGCUAACAUAUAUUUAUAGUAAUAUAGAUUGCCACUGUUUAGUUUUGGGACUUAGGUUCCAUUGUAAGGUUUGAAUAACAUUUGACUUAUUUAAUGCAAUUUGCGUGUUUAUCAAUUUGUG